AUGUCCUUUUCUAAGGCGCCCCUGAAACGAUUCAAUGACCCUUCUGGAUGUGCACCAUCUCCAGGUGCUUAUGAUGUUAAAACUUCAGAAGUAUUAAAAGGACCAGUAUCCUUUCGGAAGUCACAAAGGUUUAAAACACAAAAAGAAUCUCAACAAAAUCUUAAUGUUGACAAAGAUACUACCUUGCCUGCUUCAGCAAGAAAAGUUAAGACUUCGGGAUUAAAGAAAGAAUCUCAAAAGAAUGAAAAAGAUUUGAAGAUGUUGGUAAAAGAGAUUCGUGUUCUUGUGCAGGAACGUGGUGCUCAAGACAAGCGGAUCCAGGAUCUGGAAGCUGAGUUGGAGAAGAUGGAAGCAAAACUAAAUGCUGCCGUCAGGGAAAAAACAUCUCUCUCUGCAAGUAAUGCUUCACUGGAAAAACAGCUUAUUGAAUUAACCAGGACUAAUGAGCUACUAAAAUCUAAGUUUUCUGAUGAUAGUAACCAGAAGAAUUUGAGAAUUCUAAGCCUUGAGUUGAUGAAACUUCGAAACAAAAGAGAAAUAAAGAUGAGGAGCAUGAUGGCUAAACAAGAAGGCAUGGAGGUGAAGCUGCAGGUUACCCAGAAGAAUCUCGAAGAGUCUCAGGAGAAAAUAGCACAACUUGAGGGGAAGAUUAUUUCAAUAGAGAAAGAAAAGAUUGAUGAAAAAUCUGAAACAGAAAAACUUUUAGAAUACAUCGAAGAAAUAAGUUGUGCAUCAGAUCAAGUGGAAAAAUACAAGCUAGAUAUUGCCCAGUUAGAAGAAAAUCUGAAAGAGAAGAAUCAUGAAGUUUUAAGCCUUAAGCAGUCUCUGGAGGAAAAUGUUGCUCUAUUGUCUAAACAAGUGGAAGACAUGAAUGCUAAAUGCCAGCUGCUUGAAAAAGAAAAAGAAGACCUCAUCAAUAGGGACAGAGAACGGGAUGAAAAUCUAAACUCUGAGAUACGAAACUUAAAAGAGAGGUCUGUUCUUAAACAACAAGAACACGAAGAGCUACAACAAAAAGUGUUGCAAAUUGAUUCACUUCUGCAACAAGAAAAGGAAUUAUCUUCUAGUCUUCAACAGAAGCUAUGUUCUUUUCAAGAGGAAAUGGUUAAAGAGAGGAAUCUCUUUGAGGGAGAAUUAAAGCAAGCACUGGAUGAGCUAGAUAAAUUACAGCAAAAGGAGGAACAAGUUGAAAGCCUGGUCAAGCAAUUGGAAGAAGAAUCAGAAUCUAGAGGUGAAGAACUAAAACUCAUGGAAGAAAGACUGAAAGGGAAAGAAGCUGAACUGGAGAAAAGUAAUGCUGCUCAUGCUCAGACCACACUGCUUUUGCAGGAAAGGUAUAACAGUACAGUGCAGAGCCUGAGAGAUGUUACCGCUCAAUUUGAAAGCUAUAAAGCAUCAGCAGCAAGUGAGAUAGAAGAUCUUAAGGUGGAGAACAUGUCACUUCACGAAAAAGUGGCCAAGGCUGAGAAAAGUGCAGAGGAUGUUCAGCAUGAGAUAUUGGCAACUGAGAAUGCAAAUCAAGAAUAUACAAGGAUGCUUCUAGAUCUGCAGACCAAAUCAACACUUAAAGAAGCAGAAGUUAAAGAAAUCACAGUUUCUUCUCUUAAAAAAAUAACUGAUUUGCAGAACCAACUCAAGCAACAAGGCGAAGACUUUAAGAAACAACUGGAAAAGGGAGAAGCAAGAAAAGCUGGAAAAGAAAAAUCAAUGGCAGAAUUAACUGAGGAAAUGAAUAAGUGGCGUCUCCUCUAUGAAGAAUUAUAUAAUAAAACAAAACCUUUUCAGCUACAACUGGAUGCAUUUGAAGCAGAGAAACAGGCUUUGUUGAAUGAACAUGGUGCAGCUCAGGAACAGCUAAAUAAACUAAGAGAUUCGUAUGCUAAAUUAUUGGGUCAUCAGAAUCUAAAGCAAAAAAUCAAGCAUGUUGUGAAAUUGAAAGAUGAAAAUAGCCAACUCAAAUCGGAGGUGUCAAAACUCCGCGCUCAACUUGCUAAAAGAAAACAACAUGAAACAAAACUUCAGGAGGAAUUGAAUAAAGUUCUGGGUAUCAAACACUUUGAUCCUUCAAAGUCUUUUCUUCAUGAAAGUAAAGAAAAUUUUGUUCUCAAAACCCCGCUAAAAGAAGGCAAUACAAACUGCUCCUAAGCUCUUAAUGGAGUUUCAAGAAUCAUGCAAGUAAACAUCUGAAAAGCCUGUUGAAGAUUAUUUGAUUCUUAUUAUUUUUAUUGUUAUUGUUGC
Molecule: messenger RNA, 2238 nt
Organism: Globicephala melas (long-finned pilot whale)
Lineage: Eukaryota; Metazoa; Chordata; Mammalia; Artiodactyla; Delphinidae
Gene: HMMR
Product: hyaluronan mediated motility receptor
Cellular component (GO): membrane
Molecular function (GO): hyaluronic acid binding
Source: RefSeq, a predicted model, not a curated record